Molecule: messenger RNA, 768 nt
Organism: Plenodomus lingam JN3
Lineage: Eukaryota; Fungi; Ascomycota; Dothideomycetes; Pleosporales; Leptosphaeriaceae
Biological process (GO): vesicle fusion; endoplasmic reticulum to Golgi vesicle-mediated transport
Cellular component (GO): SNARE complex; endoplasmic reticulum membrane; Golgi apparatus
Molecular function (GO): SNARE binding; SNAP receptor activity
Source: RefSeq, a predicted model, not a curated record
AUGAACGCCCUCUUCAAUUCUGCCCUACGGCAAUCGACCUCUAUAAGGAAGGAUCUAGAUCAGUUUGCAGACAGCGCAUCGCCUUCGCCACAUCUACAAGCUCAGCUCAACGCCUCUCUCACAUCCUUCUCGCGGACCAUUGAUGAAUAUGGCCGACUUGCAAAGCAAGAACCAGUACAAACCAAGCAAGAAAAGGCCUUUGAAAGGCUCAAGAACUUCAGGAGCGAACUGGACGAGUAUCGGGAGAACUUCAAGCGGAUAAAGAGCGCGAAUGAGGAUAUUCAAACGACAGAGGCACGAACAGAACUGCUUGGCCGCCGGCCACACCAUGCCGCCACACCGGAAAACCCCUACGCGCAACCGAAUCUAUCCGCGGCUGCACAACACUCGGCCUUUGCACCUGCUCAACCUUACGAUCCCUCGGCGCCAUACCGACCCAAUCCAUAUUCUGCGGGUGCCCCACAGGGUGGUGGCUACGACCGUGAGGGCCAUGUGCUACGAGAGAACACCUUCUUCAACAAGACGUCGGACCAGUUGGAUGAGUUCCUCGAUCGGGGGCGCGCUGUGCUGGGCGACCUUGGUCAGCAGCGAGACAUGCUCAAAGGCACACAAAGAAGGCUCUAUACUGUUGCCAACACCCUUGGUAUCAGCGGUGACACGAUACGCAUGGUUGAGCGCAGAGCGAAACAGGACAAGUGGAUUUUCUGGGGUGGCGUCGUCGUUUUCUUCCUGUUCUGCUGGCUGGUCAUACAUUAUCUGAGGCGAUGA